AAGUAUUGUGUUACCUCGGAGUUCUUUCCGAUGCAUGAAUUUUGUAAUGCUUCUAUGAACCGGCUGACGCUUGCCAGUAAUCUGGAGACAGAGUGGAGGGUUCGUCCUGCGAAUGGAAAUGCUGCAUGCAGCCACUACCGCCUCCUCUCUUUACACCUGGAUGUACAGGAUUCGCCAACUAAGCUGUUGUGGCGGAGGAUCAAAGAAUGGACUAUUUUGCGAUUGGGUUUUCGCAAUUCUGGAGGGGAAUAUGAGGAAUUUUCAGUCUACCCAUUACUAAACUCACAACCCUGGUUCGACCUCACAAUUCAGCGUUUGUUGAAUAAUACUGCAUCAGAAACCCACUGUGUUGUCAGGAGUUUUGCCCUCAACGUGGAGCACGUUUGCCGGGGCAAAGGAGUUCCCAGCUACUUCGCCGUGAACUGCAGCGGCAACACAG
Penaeus monodon (black tiger shrimp) is the source of this 439-nucleotide messenger RNA. RefSeq lists its product as uncharacterized. NCBI's taxonomy places the organism in Eukaryota, Metazoa, Arthropoda, Malacostraca, Decapoda, Penaeidae. The transcript is spliced from 4 exons. The annotation marks the transcript as partial. The record is from RefSeq and is a predicted model, not a curated record.